AAAACUUCCUUUACAAGCCUCACCUCUGUAUUUCGUUCGGGUCUUUCGAGGAGAUUGGAUGCAAAUUAGGUCUGGUAUACUGAAGUGACUGUGAAAAUGGAGUUCAAAUACUGGCUACUGGCUGUUGUGGUGGUAGUGGCGAUGUCCUACGUUUCUGUUGAAGGCGCAUUUGGUUCUGAGUGCCCAGAUGGAAAUACAUCACUUUGUAACUCAUCCGAAGUAUGUAACAACAACCUAUGUGCUUGCAAACCCGCAUACAAGAACAUGAGCAGUGACUGCGUGGCUAAAGAAUACAACGAUUCUUGCACUGUCACCCCGGACUGUCAGUCAGGGAAUUUAGGAGACAAGGGCGCCUGUGACAACACCACUAAGAUGUGUGACUGCAAUGACGGCUACUCCUGGAAAGGGGGCAUCUGCAAAGCCAAUGGGUACAACGAUACUUGCAAUACCACUCCGGACUGUCAACUAGGGAGUUUAGGAGAGAAUGGCACCUGUAGCAUGGACACUAAGAUGUGUCACUGCAAGGACGGCUUCUCAUUGGAAGUGGAUAUGUGCAGAGCUAAUGGAUACAACGAUAUUUGCUCCAACGACACGGACUGUAAAUCAGGGAAUUUAGGAGAUAAGGGCGCCUGUAGCACUCUCAAAUGUGGCUGCAAGGCCGGCUACUCCUGGAAAGCAACAGAGUGCAAAGCCAAUGGAUACAACGAUACUUGCACUGCCGACACGGACUGUCAAUCAGGGAAUUUAGGAGACAUGGGCGCCUGUAGCACUGGCAAAUGUGGCUGCAUGAAAGGCCACUCCUGGACAGCGCCAAUGUGCAAAACCAAUGAAUACAACGAUACUUGCACUGCCGACACGGACUGUCAAUCAGGGAAUUUAGGAGACAUGGGCACCUGUAGCUCUGGCAAAUGUGGCUGCAUUAAAGGCCACUCCUGGACAGCGCCAAUGUGCAAAACAAAUGGCGUUUCAGGUCUGACUGUAUCUAUCACGCUUAUGCUUGGAGUCCUCUUGUCCAAACGGAUAUUUUAGGAACAGCUUCCAUCGGCACUGAAUACUACAGGAAUACUAUCAUCUACAAUAGAAAAAUGGAAUAAAACACUAUGAUUUAUAAGUCUUCAAAACCCACAACUUCGAGAUACACGUAGUUCUUUUUUGUUUUCAAACGAAUAAAUGCUUGAUAUUGAGUGUCAUUUUCAGACAACUUAAAUUAAAUGAUCUGGAAUAAAAAUAAUGUACGUGUAAUUUUAAGAUAAGAAAAAGAUUAACAAAAUAACCAUACACUCAUGCACACCAUGUGUUCGUGUCGUUCAUAGUCAUUGGUUGUAUGAUUUGUCCAUAGAUAGCUUAGAGGGAGAUCACCCAAUGUUGAGAGGCUAUACAAUGUUAAGGAUAUACAGUCGAACCUCGUUGUCUCUAACUCCCAGUGAAAAAACGUCGAGCGUCGGAAAAUUCGAAUCAAGAGGGAUUGUAAACUUUUAGUUUAAAUAAAUCGGUCCUCUACAUCUAGUGCGAGCCAACGAGGAAUUCAAGCCAAGCUAGUUCGAGCCAACGGGGUUCGACUGUAGUUGUUAUUGUACGCUUGUCCAAGAUAUUUUUUUAUGUACUAUACACCAUCGACACUGGUGAUCAAUGUUAGAAAUAAGUUUUUGCUUGUUCUUAAGUUAAUUUAAAUUGAUUCCAGAGUUAUCGUUUUGAAAACCUAUACAAUUUUGAUGUACUCAACAAUAAGAUUAACGCCCGACCCACUUAACUAAACAUUAAAUGAAUAUAUAGCUCCAUAAAUUUGCUGUUUCCUUAGUUCUGGGAAUAAUUUAGGUUAUGGUCAAACUAUAUUGUCAUUACAUGAUACGGAAAGAAUGAAUAACAUACAAUAAUGUGUUCGAAUUUCAAUAUUUAGUGCCGCAUACUUAUGCUUUAAAAGUAACCAAAUAUUCAUCUAACUCUGUCAUGGGUUUAUGAUCUUUCCACAAACAGUGGAUUGGAAGACAUUUAGAUGUUGACAUUUUAUAAUAUUUUAACCCUAUUUGUUACUGUAUACAAAAUAAAAUACCAAAAGGAAG
Mya arenaria is the source of this 2060-nucleotide messenger RNA. RefSeq names its product multiple epidermal growth factor-like domains protein 11. The transcript has 9 exons. Lineage: Eukaryota; Metazoa; Mollusca; Bivalvia; Myida; Myidae. The coding region runs from base 97 to 1029 and encodes 310 amino acids. The record is from RefSeq and is a predicted model, not a curated record.